Messenger RNA from Pisolithus orientalis, 2691 nucleotides. RefSeq lists its product as uncharacterized. The record is from RefSeq and is a predicted model, not a curated record. The coding region runs from base 1 to 2691 and encodes 896 amino acids. The transcript is spliced from 17 exons. NCBI's taxonomy places the organism in Eukaryota, Fungi, Basidiomycota, Agaricomycetes, Boletales, Pisolithaceae.
AUGGAUGCUGAUAGUUUUGACAGAUUGCAAUACAUGGGAGGCUUUGAUGCUGAAGAAGAUCCCACAUCUGGACCAUCUAAAUUUCCCCCUUCGACCCCCGAGCCAGGGCCAGAUGACAUUCCGCUUGUCCCGUUGAACGAGCUAUGGAACGCGAUAUCCAACAGCUGCUAUCAAAACAUAGACAGGACCUGCGAUUUAUUUCAAGAGCUGCAAGAUGCGCUCGCCUCUGGUGAACCACUGUUUUCCGACCCAGCCGCUGCACUCAAUCAAUUCCCAUGCGACGACAUUCUUCUCGAUGAAGACACGGAGUCUAACUUUGGUAUUGAGCUUCUGGACGAUGAAGGCGACAAACCCACCCACUCUAACUCUGUGAAAACCAAGGUAUCCACUGACAGCCCGACUUAUCCUUGGCCAACGAAAGCUCAUUUUCUCACCGUGAUACUAUUCAAUUCUCCAAGGCUUCCCUUUUCUGAUCCACAAAAGAAAGCCAUCCUCGACUGGGCAAAGGAACUCGGUGCCCACGAUGUGCCAUCUUUGUAUGUGCUGAAACAGCGCCAUGAGCAAGUCAAGAAAAUUGUGGGUGACCUGACCAAGAAGGUUGUUUCACCAUUUGGUAAUGUCUUCUAUAUCAACGAUGUUGCAAAGGCCAUUGCGAAGGACUAUGCAAACCCCCUCACACAAUUUGCGAUGCAAGACUUCCCGGAGGACGGUGGCAGCGGAAUGUCACAAGUUUUCCAUGGGGAGAAGAUACUACAUGAACGACCAUCUCCCCCCUCAGUCUGUGUCAAUGGGAACGUUUAUUAUGUCGACGAGCUACUACAAGAUUCGUCUGGAGCGUAUUUUAUACCUGAGCGCUUCUUCCUCACAUCGCCAAGUGUUGCCUCAGGUUCUGGUGGAAGGCCGGCAGACACGAAAGAGCUCUUUGCUCUUGGACACACUGCUGAACAAACUGAAGUUGGUUUUAUUGUCGGCGAUGAAAGGGAGAUCAUACCAACCUCAGCGUUCAGAAGAUCAUAUGAGGAUAUCGCCUUCCGUCAUUCUGAACUCACAUGUGGGUUGACCGAGUCGUCGAAGAAUGUUUUCACAGAAAAAAUCCAAAGUGAGUGGAACAAGCAUUAUGUGAUAUACAUGUCAAAUGCAAACCUUCCAUGUGAAAUGUUGGAUCAAGAGUUCUGUGUAUGGUUCGUCACAUCGUCUCCACAUGCUUCUCCUAUGGAAUUGAUGCAUGGAAUGAAGCAAUCAAUACUGAGUGCCGCUGAGUCAGGUAUAAUCGCUUGGGACUGUCAAGACAAUGAAGAAGUGAUGUUGAUUCCAUAUGGAUUAUUUCAUGCAGGGGACAAUCCUAUGCAGGCAGAGGAGUGUAGCCAGGGAAUGAAGGAGCACAAGGAGUCCAAGCAGGGAUACUGUAGCUUGUUCAAGUCAGGAAACCUUUGCACACCAGAGGGAAUGGUGAACGAAAUCAAAAAUCAGUUCGUGAAUGCAAAGCUGUCUGGUGCAAUGGAAAAGAUGGGCAAGAAGCUUCGCAAGCGAGGUGCUGGUGUUCCCGCAAUGAAAGAGAGCGAGGUCAAGGCUGCUUUGGAGAAGGAACUCAAGGAUCUUCUCAACGGAAAGAACCUGGACGACGUGAUAAACCCACUCUUAGGCAUGAACGGUAUGAAUAUACACUUGGACACGCCAACAGAGAUUCUUCAUACGAUUCUGCUCGGUGUCGUAAAGUACUUCUGGGGACAGACCGUGUAUCUUAUCAAGAAGGCAAAAUUGCUCGACGUCUUUCAAAGUUGCCUGGGUUCAAUCAACCACGACGCACUCAAUGCACCAAGUUUGAAUCCGGAAUAUAUUUGUCGCUACAAAGGUGGACUGAUCGGGAAGCAUUUCAAGAGCUUAGCACAAACUGUGAUAGAUGGAUGGACAACUCUUGGAGAAUUAGUCGUGCUCCUUUGGCACACAAAGAUCGAUCACAUUGAAGUUUACCUGGCGUGGCUCACUCGGACGAUAGAAGACUUCCUCAAUGUCACAGCAAUCUGUGCUCCCAGUAUCCUCAUAACAAAGCCGAAGUUUCAUUUCCUCAUUCACCUCCCAGCAUACAUCCGCCGUUUUGGACCAGCAAUCAUUUUCUCCACCGAGCAUUAUGAAUCAGUUCAACCCAGCCAGCAGGGCCCAAGUCAAGAUACAUAUCAUAGAUUCGUGCAGCUCGACCUUGUCAAGCAUAUCAUCACCGGUGGAUACUGGUAUGAGCAAGAACUACAGAAAUGGGUUUGUGCUGGCCCUUUCGUUUUGAGCUUUCUCUGCGAGCACCCGGCACAAGGAAAAUUACUUGGGAUCAAGUCCAACGAGGACCCUUGUGAGACAAAUGCUACUAGCGGGAAAUCGAGGACUCAGCUCUCAAAUGCAGUGGAUUGGGAGACAACAGCAUGUGCGAAAAUCCCAGCCACUCAGUUGACACAGGCGCACAAACCGGCAUAUUAUCAAGGGGAUGCUUUCAUUUCCAAGCACGGUGACAAAACAUCAUUUCCCCAAUCUAUGCCUCGUAGUAAUAAGCCGAAGGGGCAGUCAACACAAUAUCACUGGUUGAGGAGGUACUAUGCAGGUGUUCAUCAGAUGAUUCAGAGCUUGUGCUCUCAGAACCACUGGAAUUGGAGUCAGAAGAGGUUGGGGGAUCAAAGUAUGAGUGAGAUUCAGCAAGUAGAGUAA